This is a messenger RNA of Strongylocentrotus purpuratus (purple sea urchin), 3383 nucleotides long. RefSeq lists its product as uncharacterized. Bases 105 to 2435 code for a protein of 776 amino acids. The record is from RefSeq and is a predicted model, not a curated record. NCBI's taxonomy places the organism in Eukaryota, Metazoa, Echinodermata, Echinoidea, Camarodonta, Strongylocentrotidae. The transcript has 2 exons.
CAGUUGAUGUUUGAAGGUUUGCUCUCUUAUGAAAAAUGGCAGAUUGAAAAGAGGUUGUACAUCUCAUAUGGCAGCGUUUGGCAGGUUGGUAAUCAAACUUAAGAAUGGCUGACUUGACUGAAACAAACGAUGUCAUCUCAUCAGAUAAUAUUCUGGAUCACCGUGCUGACACCAUACCUACCCUCGAAGAAUCCAUCAAUAUUUUCGCUGGAUACAAUGUAUUAUUAACUGGUGAUGAUUGUGACUUAGCGAACAACGAUUAUGACUUUGCAUCUGAUGGAAAGCCAUUCGACUGUGUAAUUGACAAUAGCAAUGAUGUCGGUAAAGACCUUGAAGAUAAUCUCCUAGAAGAAAAGGAUUUACACGAUCCCAACUAUAAUCUAGUAAACACAUGCGUAUCAAGCUAUGUGCCAUCGUGGAUAAAGUCUACCUCUGGUUACAAACCCGCUAUCACAGUAAUAGUUGAAGACACGUCCACAAAGCAAGACGUUCAACAAGACGUGAGGCUGGAUCAUACGAUGAGAGACAAAGGAACUACUGAGACUAAGUCCACAUCGGAUUCACAUCUUGUUAAAAUCGUUGAUCUUUAUAAAAGUGAAACACCUACAACCAACAGUGUCACUUCAUUAGAUGAGGACGGAUUAGAUGAGGAAACAAUUGGAUUGAAGCAACAAAUGGAAUUUAAAGGAAGAAGGCAUUCAAUGAAAAUCGUCAAGACCGAAGAUUCAUUUGAUAUUAAAUCAAAUAAAGAUUAUUCGGCAGAUGAUGAAUUACAUACUUUUAAACCCAAAGAGAAUAACAGUCACAGUGUUGAGAAAAACAACAACCAGGAUGUUCUCUUAGAUUUGAUGUCGACUCAUUCUAGAGAACCGAAAACUACGGCAUUUUCUCUUCCUAACACACCUCGUCAAUUGGCUCCACCAUGCCCUUCAACUGGCAAAUCUCGCCGACCACGCCGUUACUCGUUAGCAAAUGUAAGCAACAUGAGUUUAAGUGUACAUGAAGAUAAAUCCUUUUCCCGAGAGAUUCGUCAGCAUCAGAUUUCUUUACGGAAUAGGAACAUUGGGGGUCCUAUCAUCGAAGCAAAUAAUGAAGUCAGUGAUGACAGUCACGAUGGUGACAAAAUAAAAACGUCAUCAUCAGUAGAUCUAACAUCUCCUCUCGAACGAGCCAGGUAUCUUCAACGAAGACGAGCUUCACAUGGAACCAUUGCACCUAUUCUACCAAGUCUUCAUCUCCCUCGUUCUCCUAGGAGCAGUGUUGUUUAUACUCCAGCAUCCACAUCAGAACCUGAUAUCGCAAACAAUGAUGAAGAACAUGACAAGGAAGUUUCCUCAUCAAUAUCUGAGGCAAAAGAUGACUUGAAAUUGCUUGAAACUGAAAACACAGAGGGACUGCAUGUUUACAGGCGGAACAAGAGACGAUCAUCCUGGGCUUGUACUGGGACUCAUACCAACAUCAAACCCAUCUCCACCAUGGAUCUUCUGAGACAGAGUAACACACAUCAAGAGAGCCAAUGGGGAACACCUGCCUCACGUGAUCCAUACCAUGUAACAGUGCAUUUCAUCACAGACCCAGGCCAAGCAGAUGGGCUACGGAACUUCUUACGGCCAAUCACAUCAGCUAUUGUACCUCAGUUUGCAAUCUUCAACUAUGCUGAACGAAGUGCCAAUGUUCAUCUGCCUGAACUUGAAGAUGACGAUCAUACUAAGAUUCCAGCUCUAGCUAUCGUUGUGUUCAUACAAGAAGAAUUAGGAGCAGAACGAUUGGAAAAUGCACAAGGAUUCUUAAAGAAAGAACCCUGGGCCCUCCACCACCGAUCAGAGUUAGGACCCAAUGCAGUGCCCUAUCCAAUGAACAAUCAGGACUAUUAUGCUCAUGCUAACAACACACCAUUAUGGGCUGUUCGUCAGGUCCACUGCGGAUCAGAUAGACUACGUUGUCAGCUCUUUGUAUCUGAUGAGCAUUGGUCUAGCUCCAUCCAACUAUACUCUACAAUUCUAGGACAUGGUGUGCAGUAUCAGAAAGAAGAUUUCUGCUUCUUCAACAUCUACUCCGAUCCGACUCGGAAUCUAGAGAUACAGCUGUCCUUGAAGCGGCUACCGACCCAGUACACUCCCCUUCCUAUGGAGGACGUCAUCUUACAGUUCAAGAUUGCUGAUAUGGGGAGUCUUGUUCCUCUUCUACCUCAUGUAUGCAGUCCAAUCAGUGAGAAGAGAUGGCAAACAAUCGACUUUGAUGGCAAUAAGAUCCUUCUCUUACGAGGAAGUGAGAAGGCUGGGAAGUAUAAUACUCCUCGGAUGGAGCACACAGGAGUGGCAAACAAGAGGAGUACUGAAUCAUCAACAGGUCCAUCAGAUAAUGAACGAUCAUGCACUAAACAGAGAGGAAGACGUCAUAAACAUGGCCCACAGAAUUUAACAACCAGUGUUUAAGGACAUUCACCAGGAGCAUCGUAACAGAGAUGGUGACAUCCUAUUCAUACUUUCUGUUGGCAGAUUUCUCCUCAGCAAAUUAACUAAAUUUCGACCUAAAAAUAUUUCAAACGAGCCCUGCUCACCAAGAUUAUAACACUGGCCCUAAAUAUGUAUUUUGAAUUACCAAUAAUGGUAGAUUUACAUGUAGUAAGUUUGCACUCUUAAAGCAAAGUUUGAAAAAAGUUGUACACUCAAAAUGUACAUUCCAGGCACCUUGAUAUUGGUAUGGAUACAGAAUCCUAUUCCCCAAGUAUCUUGCAUUGUUCUGAGAUAUAUUGGAAAGAAUGAUUGCUGAGGGGGCGGGGGGAGGGGGGUGGUAGUAUCUUGAUUUGUACUUUUUCUUUUUUCUUCUUCAUAUUUAUGUUCUUUGUUUGUUUUUAAUAUUUCUAUGGUAGGAUGUUUUAUCUUGUAAAUGUACAUCUAUCAUGCGAAACACAUAAUUCACUGAGUCACAAAGUUCUGUUCUAUAAACGCAAUACUCUUAGUGAUCCACUACUGAUUUAACUGAAACCAUGAACCUGUGAAACAUUACAUAUACAAAUAUUUCUUUAAAUUAUUAAAUAUUCCUCAGUCAAUGAUAAAUAACACCCUCAGAUGAAAAGUAUGUAUAUAUAUCCAGUAAUUUAUUUUUGAUAAUCCUCCGUCACGGUGAUGUACAAAUAAUAAUUAAAACAAUUGAAAUAAAAAUCCUUGACCGGUUUCUGAAGAAAUCAAAUUGAAACAGUCAUAGUGAAGAAAAGAACUCUCAAGGAUUUUAUUUCAAUUGUUUUAAUCAUUGUUAUUUAUAUAUAUAUAUAGAUUUAUAUAGAAGAAAGUAAAAAUAUUUUGAUGCAUAACAAUUAUAUUUUCAAAGUCAAAUAAACUCAUUACUUGACAAAGCCCUAAGGGAGAAAAUUGGUGAAAAUA